Molecule: messenger RNA, 2056 nt
Organism: Dunckerocampus dactyliophorus (ringed pipefish)
Lineage: Eukaryota; Metazoa; Chordata; Actinopteri; Syngnathiformes; Syngnathidae
Product: hepatic sodium/bile acid cotransporter-like
Exons: 7
Coding region: 336-1400 (354 amino acids)
Biological process (GO): bile acid and bile salt transport
Cellular component (GO): membrane
Molecular function (GO): bile acid:sodium symporter activity
Source: RefSeq, a predicted model, not a curated record
GCUUGGGGUCCAGCCACAAAAAGAAAAGGAGGGAUGAAAGUGAGGACGAAAAGUUUGAAGUUGCACAAGUUUGCCUGCAAUGAAGAUGGAGUGGGUUUGAUUCCCAGCUUGGGCCCCAACAAACAGCAAUUGGAGAUAUCAAGUGCCGGUUCUAAGCCUGGAUAAAUGGGAGGGUUGUGUCCAGAAUGGCAUCUGGCAUAUGGUAAAUGCCAACAGACAAAAACAUAUAUUAAAAUAUAAAAUACCGUCGAUGUGUAUUGGAUAUAUUGUACGGAGCAGCAAGACCCUUUUCUAUGUCACAGUGAAGGCCACGCCACAGUAUAAGCAGUUCUGAGAUGAGCUCCACAAUGAAUGCGACAGACGUCUACAAGGGAAUCACCGUCCUUUACAAUGGAGUAAAUAUGUCCGGCAAUGGGAGCAUGGGAGUGCUGAACAUAUCCUCUCCCCUCAACAAAGCCAUCAACAUCCUGUCCAUCCUUCUCCUCUUCAUCACCAUGACAUCUCUCGGCUGCACGAUGGAGAUUUCCAAAAUCAGGAACCAUUUGCUACGGCCGAAAGGAGUAGCCAUCGCCAUUGUGGCCCAGUUUGGCAUCAUGCCCAUGACUGCGUUCUGUCUUGCCAAAUUACUGAAGAUGGAUUCCAUCAAGGCUGUGACAGUGCUCAUCUGUGGCUGCUGUCCAGGAGGAAACCUGUCCAAUAUCUUCACCUUGGCCCUCAAGGGGGACAUGAACCUCAGCAUAGUGAUGACCACAUGCUCCUGCAUUGCAGCUCUGGGCCUGAUGCCCCUGCUGCUCUUAAUCUACUGUCAAGGCUUCAGCGGCCUGGAGAACGCUGUGCCCUACGUCGGCAUCAUCACGGCUCUCGCCUUCACUCUGGUGCCCUGCGCCAUGGGCAUUGCUAUCAAUCGCUACAGGCCUAAAUAUACCCCUCUGGUCUUGAAGUCUGGUUUAGGCACAAUGAUCAUCUCCAGCAUCAUCCUGUUCUCUUUGUCCGGCCUGGCGGUCAAAGACAUUCUGUGGAUGAUCCUCACCCCUGAUGUUCUGACUGUGGCGGCGCUGAUGCCCCUCAUAGGCUUCAUGCUGGGAUACGUCAUGUCCACCAUAUGCAGACUCAGCCCAAAAUGCAGCAGGACCAUCUCAGUGGAAACAGGCUGUCAGAACAUUCACCUGUGUGUGGCCAUCCUGAAGGUGGCCUUUCCUCCGGAGGUGAUUGGACCUAUGUUUCUCUUCCCGUUGCUGUACUACAUGUUCCAGUGUGCUGAGGCUCUCCUGCUGACCGUGUGCUUCAGAUCUUACCAAAUAAUCAAGACAUCAGCUGAGGAAUACAAGAAUGUGUUUGUUCAGCAAGACGAGGAGAAACAACCCGAGUGUCCGAGUUUGGAGGCAAAUAACCAAACAUGACACCUGGGACUGAUGCACUUAUGAAUGCUACAAUAUACUGUAAAACUAUAAACUAUUUGUAUUUUUUUUUAUGAUGUUCGUCUUCCAAUUACAAGUUGUUUUUUAUUGACCCUCUCAGAGAGGUACAGUAUUGCCCUGAAUAUAAGCAUUUUUUUCCUUAGAAAAAAAGUAUGAAAAGUAGAAGUCCAUUCAAAUUAACUCCUCCCCAAGUGAGUCAGAGCUUUUUUACUGUGACUCACAUGCACCAGUGACCUGGAGAGUAUGAGGCUACGACACAGAGUUCCACUGGAAAAAAAGUGUUUCAAAAAUAAUGGUGAUCAAUGAAGCAGAGCAGCUAAUAUAACCCAUUUUUAAGCAACCUACCAGUUGUUAUUUCAGUGAUGUGGAAAACACGAUUAAAAAAAACAAAGAUUCAUUUUGUCUUCAAAAAUAUUUUUCCCCCAAAAAAGCGUUGUCUUCAUUGUCGUCUUACAUUGCUGUCUGUAGUAUAAAAAGCAGUGGAAAAUGCACACAUUCCCAAUAUUCUGGCCCGGGAGAAGUUUUUGAAAAUUUUACCUUAGUAUUAUAUACUGUAGUGCAAUUCUAAUUCAAUGUAAAUGACAAAUAAUUCUAAAUGAAUGCUUCUCUGACAAUGUCAACUAAAACUGAGCUUUAUG